Molecule: messenger RNA, 593 nt
Organism: Theobroma umbraticum
Lineage: Eukaryota; Viridiplantae; Streptophyta; Magnoliopsida; Malvales; Malvaceae
Source: RefSeq, a predicted model, not a curated record
AUGUCUUACGACAAUAAGUUUAUAUCCAUACUUCUUCUAGCUAAGGUAGCACGAGGGAGGUGCGUGCUGGCCUCUGUGAUGGAAAACAAGUUCAAAGCCCACUACCUGAGACUUCCAAAAACCUUUAUAAUGCUUAAGGAAGACAAAAAUAGAGAGGAUCCGUGCCUCAACUUGCAAGGACUCACCUUCCUAAGGACGCUACAAUGGUCACCAGGUCAAGCCAGCUGGUCCCAAGAGUACGUGAAUGGGGCUUUAUCUGAAUUUUCCAACAAGAGAAAAAAGAUGAAAGAGACAAAGGAGAGGCCAGAAAUGCAAUGCAAUAGAAUUGUUGGGGAGGCGGUGCCGGUGAGGGGCUAAGGAGAGAGAGAGGGGAAGGGGCCCCAGUACCCACAUCCAUGGCUCGAUAAAAGGCUAACGCCGACGCAACCCGUGACCCUGGUUUGGAUCUUGUGGGCACCGCGCACGUUGCGUUGGACCCCCGCAACCCUCCAAUUCCUUUUGUAUUUUAUCUAAUACUAGACCAGACUAGACUAGACUAGAUGUCAAAAUUAUUUAGUGCUACUCUGUUUAGGGGUUGGUUAAUCCAUUUUAAA